AAAGAGUAACGGAGAUAUGGUAAGCGGCGACGGCGAUAAUAACAGAGCGGAGGCGGAUCAGUGGCUUGCUACAUCGGAGAAGCUCUUGGCCUCAAGUGACUUUCAUGGAGCUAAGACAUUUGCGAUCCGUGCAUGCGAAGCUGACCCGUCUCGAACAGACGCAGCUGACUAUAUCGUCGCCAUCGCCGACACUCUCCUCGCCUUAGAAACUACGAUCGGAGAUUCGAAAGUAACAGACUGGUACGCGGUACUUCGACUCAGCCGCCUAACCCAAAACCCCGAACACGUCGCGACUCAGUACCGUAGACUCACUCUUCUCCUCAAUCCCAAUGUCAAUCGUCUCCCUUUCGCCGAUCAAGCGCUUAAGCUAGUCUCCGAUGCUUGGUUAGUCCUCUCUGAUCCUCCAAGGAAAUCAAUGUAUGAUCGAGAGUUUAAGCUGAGUCAAUUUGGUCAACCUUAUAGUUAUAGCCAAUCAGAGCAAUUUCAAGAUUCGCCAUUGCAGAGCCAAGGUGAGACCAUGGAGAAUCCUACGGCUACGAGCUUCUGGACUGCUUGUCCUUAUUGUUUUUCACUUUUUGAGUACCCAAAGGGUUACGAGGAAUGCACAUUGAGGUGUCAGCAAUGUAGGAAAGCGUUUGAAGCGGUUAAAACGCAAACGCCACCAGUGGAGAGUAAUGGUGAAGGCGUUUACUUUUGUUCUUGGGCUAUGUUCCCUGUAGGGUUAUCAAGUCAUGCUAAAACCUCUAAUUGGUCGCCAAUUUCACAUCUUUCCGUCUGCACAGGGCAAAGAUCAUGUGAUCAGCAAUCGAAGGCUCUUCCACGAAACCAUGAUGCUGAUGAUGUUGACAUAUAUAUUACAAUUUCUGAUGAUGAUUAAAGAUAUAUGAUGCAAAGAAAAACAAGUAGGCAAAUGUUGCACAUGAUAAUCUCAAGGCUACUUGGUGAAAAGUAAAGCUUUGUUUUUCAUUCUUUUCUCUCUGUCUUUUGUUUGUUGUGUGGUUCACUUAGUUCCUUAGGUUGUAUGUAUUGCUAGCUGAUGUUUAUAACUAGUAGAAACUGCUCUAAUUUUGAUUCGUUUGUGGAAUCAAUGUUAGAUGGAAUCUGUUGAUGUAUUUUGGUGCGAAUUACGCUUUUGGUAUAUAAUCUUUUGUAUCAUAUAAGUUAAUAACCAUAAACUGCUUUUGUGUGGCA
Messenger RNA from Arabidopsis lyrata subsp. lyrata, 1191 nucleotides. RefSeq lists its product as uncharacterized. The record is from RefSeq and is a predicted model, not a curated record. Lineage: Eukaryota; Viridiplantae; Streptophyta; Magnoliopsida; Brassicales; Brassicaceae. Bases 17 to 877 code for a protein of 286 amino acids. The transcript has a single exon.